CGGCGGUGUAAAAGCACUGAGUCUGCGCAAUAGCAGCGCACUUUUUCGGUUCUGCGACAGUGGAAUAAAAAUGACAAAGUGAUGCUGAAGGUGAUGGCGGCGAGGCGUGUGGAGGUUCUGGGUCUGUACAGGAGGGUUCUUCGGCUCUCUCGCAGCUGGCAGGCUCAGUCAGGACUUACACAUGAUACAGAUACAGAGAGAAAGUACAUCACACAGGAGGCACGCUCUCUGUUCAAACAGAACCAACACCUGACAGACCCAGAGUUAAUCAGUAAGUGCGUAGCAGAGUGUGAGGCUCGGAUCGAGCUUGGUCUGCAUUACAGAAAUCCAUAUCCCAGACCUUCGUAUCUUCCUCCGAUGGGUUUGGCCACUCAGAAAGGCAGUAAGCUUCGAGGACAGCAACGACUCAGGAAACAAGCCAAGCCUGUUUAUUUACAGUCCCACCAUGAGACAUAACACACACACACACACUGUCAUGUUGUGUUAACUGAUUGUGUAUAUACUGCUAUGUUAAAUAAAAAGUGUUUCUAGUGUUGAAUGUAA
Tachysurus vachellii is the source of this 543-nucleotide messenger RNA. RefSeq names its product LYR motif containing 1 (gene lyrm1). The transcript has 5 exons. The record is from RefSeq and is a predicted model, not a curated record. The coding region runs from base 82 to 456 and encodes 124 amino acids. Gene Ontology annotation, cellular component: mitochondrion. NCBI's taxonomy places the organism in Eukaryota, Metazoa, Chordata, Actinopteri, Siluriformes, Bagridae.